GUUUGGAGUAGACAGCUAUUCAUUUUCCAAAAUGGCUGCCGCGAAGCAAAACUCGCGGGAAGAUUCGGCUUGGCUGGUGAAUCGGGCCCGGGAAAGCCUGAAGUCAGACCCUCACGCCGCCAAGGCAUGGCUCAUCACGGCUAGAACACUCUUUCCUGGGGAAUUCUCCGUGCAGUAUGAAGCCUACAGUGUUGAACAAGCUGCAGGUAACACAGCAGGUGCAGCCAAGAUGCUGUACGACAUGUUUACCCAGUUCUCGGAUGAGUCCACACUUCAGGCUGAGGUCCACAAGAUGACAUCUGCCCUCCAGUCUGACAAUAGAGACCCUGAUACUGUCUUCUAUGCUGGAAUGUUUGAAUCUCUUCCUAGCAGUGCACAGAGAGAUGUACUUCUGAAAAGUGCAGAAAAGUCUGGAAAUGCAGUUGACCAUUGCAGGCUGAUGCUGUUGUUGCUCACAAGGUUCCCAGACACCAGACCUGAACAUGGGGUGAAGUUAGUGGACACCUUGCUUGAUACAGAGAAGAGAGAAAGCCUACCUUCACCUGUAAACUGUUACAGGAAGCUGCUAGUGUGUGACACCAUCCCCCUGGUGUGCAGCAGCCCGGACAUCGAUGUGUCCCACAAGCAGCUGUACCGCUGGCUGCAGAAGGCUAUGGAGUUCUACAUCUGUUUCCUCACUCAGCCUCCUGGUAGGGAAGGUUCCAAAGGCCCAGUCCUGUCAUCAGAUAAGUCCCCAUUGAAACGACAAGCCUCGGUAUUUAGUGGCCUGUCCAGACACGCUGCCAUUGAGGGACUGACAGACAAGGAGAGUGUGGUGCCUGAUCCAUGGGAGAGACUACAUGAACUGAUGAUGACCAUCGGCUGCAGGUGUGGCUGGGAAAUCAACAUGGCAAGUCUACAGGAAGAGAGGACGAAGCCGGUCAAAAGUCAGGUAGAGCCAAUAUCCAGAUGAGUAAGACAGGUCAGGUGCCGCCUGAAGGGAUGGCAUCCUUCCGCACGGCCAUCGACUGCUGGAGACUACUGCACAAACAACAUGUCAUGGAGAAAGAUUUCACUCGGCUGAACCAACACUGGAAGACAGAGGGGUGGGUGUGGCUCCAGUCCUUCAUCAUUGAUAUGCUUCUCUACCAGGGUGAUCAGCAGAAAGCAGUCAGUCUACUGGAGGAACUGUUGAGUAGCUGUGGUGGGAAGGACCAGGAUGAGAACAGACAGACUCUACUUAGGUUGUCCCUCCAGCUGAGUUCCUGCCAUUUCUGUCUGGGCAAUUAUCAGAGAGCGUGUGAGCUUGCCUUGGAUGCCAUCGCAGAGCUACCAGUAGAACCACAGCCUGGGGAUACCCCUCCUUCCAAACAACAGAAAGCUGACAAAGAAAGUCGACAGUUGCUGAUGCUGUCCUGCACAGAAGCUGACAUCCUUCCAUACUGUAUGCAUGUGCUUGUCACAUGUCUUAAAAGAAAUGCUCUGGGUGAAUCAGAAGAUGACAUGUCUUUGGGUCACCUGAUAGUCAUGCUGCAGUAUGAUUGGCCCAGCCAGGAGGAGCUGUUUAUCAAAGCUGUGGAAAAGAUUGUUCACCAAGGGAGCUUUACUUACAACAUCUUCUUCAACUAUGUCAUCAACAUUGAUAUGCUGGAGGAAUUUGCAUUCUUGAAGACCCCUGAAGGUGGCAAAAUCAACCUGGAUCUUCUGCCUGUCAGUACAACAGCUAUAUCCAGACAAAGAACAGUGACGAGAGGAGUUCACAAAGGUGUGAAAGAAGACUUCCGAUUGGCCAUGGAGCGCCAGGUGGCCCGUUGUUCUGAACAUGUGGACACCCUUAUUAAGAAGUUCCUGACUGAGGAGAGGGACAUCAUCCUACAGAACCUCCUGUAGAGGAAAUAUGGAGUGUUGAUAUAUGUGGGUUCAUGGUUUGUGGGGUUGUGUGGCAUACGGCAGGGUGUUUGGCCCAUAACCCAGAGGUUAUAUUCUGUUGAUAUGCCACUGAUCUUGUACCCUUGCAAAAGGCACUUUACAAGACUUUCCUCACUUCACAGGUGGAAAUGAGUACCUUGCUGUGGUUAGGGCCUUCCCUCGGAUAAAUGGAUGCCCCAUGUUUGAGAUGAGACACACCUUGAGCACAACAAUUGUAAAGAGUG
Messenger RNA from Branchiostoma floridae (Florida lancelet), 2132 nucleotides. RefSeq names its product integrator complex subunit 10-like. Gene Ontology annotation, biological process: snRNA processing. Lineage: Eukaryota; Metazoa; Chordata; Leptocardii; Amphioxiformes; Branchiostomatidae. The record is from RefSeq and is a predicted model, not a curated record. Gene Ontology annotation, cellular component: integrator complex.